Salvelinus namaycush (lake trout) is the source of this 1332-nucleotide messenger RNA. Its product is annotated as paladin-like. Lineage: Eukaryota; Metazoa; Chordata; Actinopteri; Salmoniformes; Salmonidae. The transcript has 3 exons. The coding region runs from base 1 to 315 and encodes 104 amino acids. The record is from RefSeq and is a predicted model, not a curated record.
AUGGUGCCAAUUAAAAGUGGUAAGAGUGAGAAGGAGGUGCAGCAGCUGCUUCUGAAGAGUGUCCAGUAUCUGGAGCGCUACAUGUAUCUGAUCCUCUUCAACAGCUACCUGCAUCUGGAGAAGAAAAACUCCUGGCAACGAUCCUUUACCACCUGGAUGCAACAGGUGGCAGCCAGGGCCGGGGUGUACGACCUUCUCAACCAGCUGGGUUUCUCUGAGUUUGAGAACCUUCGGGACACGCCACUUGCCAGGCUCCGCUGCCGCUGGCAACGACAGAACAUCCAAUCACGUCCCUUCAGGGGGGCGUUCAUCUGAGCUGAGAUCACUGUGAACUGCCAGACUCUGGCUGCUACUGAAAUGGUACUCUAUUCCCUAUAUAGUUCACUACUUUUGACCAGGGUCUUCUGCACUCUAAAGGGAUUAGGGUGCCAUUUUAUGCAACCUAUGUCCUCCUGCGCUUUUCUUUUUUUUAUACCUUUAAAAUGCAAUAAUGCUUUGUAUUUAAAAUGUAAUAAUGCCUUGUAUUUUACCCUCGUAUCACUCCGAUACUGUAUUAUUAUAAUACUGCUUUUUUCAAACCCACUACCAAUGUUAUUUAGUAUUUGAAUGAAUUUCUGUUUUAGUUCUGUCAGUUGGUAAUUCCUGGUUCUGAUGCGUCUGCUCUGACUGCCGCCAAGAUUCAAGGUGACAUUUUGUCUCAUUUGCUCUAUUGUUUCAUUGUUAAUAUAGGAGGAGAAUUCAUUCAUAUUUAGUCCUCUUUUUUUUAUUGAAAGAAAAGGGCGAGAACUGUCUUACUAGUAUGGGCCGUAUAGGUUUUAUCAAAGGAGGUGUAUAUUCACCUGGCAGAACAAACAGCUUAGGCAUUAGGGGUUGAAAUGAAGGGUUAAAGUAGGGUUACUUUUAGGGUUAGAAACAAGGGUUAUGUUAAGGUUAGUUUGAGGUAAGGGUUAGAGUUAGGGAAAGGCUUAAACUUUGGGUUAGCAGAACUCCACCUCCAUAAAUAUUCUGCCGGUUAAAUAGACACCGCCUUAAUCAGAAGACUUGUAUUUGUCUGUACUAGAAUGUAUUGGAAAGUUUCUCCAGUUUAAAAUAUAGUUGAAACUGCAGACGUUUAAAAUGACAGCUUCUUUGUUUAGAUUGAAUACAUUUCUGUUACUUUUAAUCAACAUACAGUAUCAGUGUCUCCAAGUCCACUCCCAAGUAUUCGUUUGCCAAACUGCUGUCGAUGCUGCCAAAGCUAAUCUUCUGCUCUGUGUUUUACUGCUGUUUGCAUGUGCCUCGGUCCUCAGUUCUUCACAGCAGUUUCUCCACUCAUUAAAGGGGUCAUCUGCA